UUGACUCGACACGGUCCGUGUCAAUUGUCUGUAAGAAUGUCUUCGUUUCCUCGCUUUUGCACGGCCGUGUUUAAACUCGACUCGGCCGUGUUCAGGCGCAACUCGAGCUAGAAAUGCCUUGAUCGUUCUGUUCCGGUCCCGUGUGCUCCGAAGUCCUCGAUUAUGCUCCUUUUACAUCCAUAGUGCAUCCAUCACCUGUUCAAUCACCAGAAAAUGCAGAAGAAGCAAAACCCAGUGCUAAAAUGAUCUUAAGUGUCUAAUGAUUCAUACAACCGAUGCGAAAGUGCUACACAAUGGGCUUUGAAAUAGAUGAGAAAAUCGUGUUAUCAGAUGGACACUUGAUUGGUUGCGCCCAGUCCUUUGCAAAAAACAUGGGGUUGUAUGGGCACCGAGUUGGCUGUCUUAGUGUCCUUGCCAAUGACGCAGUUCAGGCAAGCAUGAUGAGGUCCCAGUUGCAGCAGAUUGCGCGGUCAAUGUAUGGAAGCCCCCCAAUGCAUGGACUGUUGCUUGUCUCUACGAUUUUAACCAAUCUCGAAAUCAAAGCCCUAUGGGAAAGAGAAUUGAAGGUCAUGACUAACCGGAUUCAGACAAUGCGAACUGCCCUGCGUGAAGAGCUUGAGAAACUUAGUUUUUCUCUCAACUGGCAACACAUAACAGACCAGGUUGGGAUGUUUUGCUUUUCUGGCCUGGCCCCGAAUGAAGUGGAACGGCUGAGGAAGGAAUUCCACAUAUCCAUGACCAUUGAUGGCCGCAUAAGCAUGGCGGGUGUUACUCCGAGCAAUGCGACUUACAUAGCAAAUGCAAUUCAUCAAGUCACCCGAGAGAGAGCGAGGAUGUAGACGAGGAUUGAUCUUGGCCUCUGGAACUGAGAUGAAUAGAGAGUGUGACGUCAUCAAUGGCUUCCAUGGCAGCUACUGAUCCUGAAGCACGAACCGGUGGUCUCAAAAGAUGGACCGAGGGCAGAAUCCCAUGACCUCUGUUGCUCAAGAAACGCUGGCGAAUCAGAGGACGACAAUACAGAGAGUGAAGAACUCGGUGAAACGGCUUUCUUGAUGCGUUUCAGGCUGAUUCUCAUGAUGAAUGCGUUGAAAAGAUCCGAUCUCGGGCAUUUCCCUGAGCCCAUUCUUACGAGGAAUGCGUUGAAAAGAUUCAAUCUUGGGGAUUUUCCCGAGGUUUUGAGGUGUUGAUUGGGCGGGUAGGAAGGAGGAGGAGUGAGAGGGGGAGGCGGUAGAGAGGGAGAGGAGUGACAGAGAGCGUUUCUGGGCAUUCCAGGACGUAAUUCCCAAGUAAAGGGCACGGAAACUGAGUUUUGAAAUGGCGAUUCGGGGGCGGUGCGUUCUUUGGAGAGCAACUUGGUGAAGAAUUUGCUCUCUUCUGUGAUCCUGAAGCUGCUCUUUGGUUGAAGGUCUAACAUUCUUGUCUGUUUUUUCUUUGAACGUAGGAAGAUACUAUGAGCUGAGCUGAAGAAGAAUAUAUAGGUAGGUGGUGUCAUUGGUAUUUGGUAAACCAUUUACAAUUGCGUUCUGCGUUAAAAUUAAAAACGCUGUAUCUGUCCAUUUUGCUAUGGGGUUUUGUAAAAUUUUUUAAAAAAAAGUUUGUAUAUACAAUCUCAAAAACUAUUUCUCUGUAUUUUAUUACCAAAAUUUAUAUAAAGACACACUAAGUGGGCGUGCAACCAUUCAA
Messenger RNA from Tarenaya hassleriana, 1683 nucleotides. Its product is annotated as aspartate aminotransferase, mitochondrial-like. Gene Ontology annotation, molecular function: L-aspartate:2-oxoglutarate transaminase activity; pyridoxal phosphate binding. Gene Ontology annotation, cellular component: mitochondrion. NCBI's taxonomy places the organism in Eukaryota, Viridiplantae, Streptophyta, Magnoliopsida, Brassicales, Cleomaceae. Gene Ontology annotation, biological process: biosynthetic process; amino acid metabolic process. The coding region runs from base 276 to 839 and encodes 187 amino acids. The transcript has 6 exons. The record is from RefSeq and is a predicted model, not a curated record.